AUGCUGCAGCUCUUUGCAUACGAAGAUGUUUUGUCGGAUGGGAAGCUAAAUGCUGUGUACGAUAAGGACGAUGGUGCAACUCUGUUGUUCUUUGUCCCACAGCUACUGUCAUUUCUUCUCCAUGGGGCUUACGAGUCAUCAUCGAAUCUGGAGGAAUGGAUAUUGGCCACAUGCAAACGAAACGUGUAUUUUGCACACCGAUGUUAUUGGUUCCUGAGAGCUUGGUCGCUGGAAAGCAAGCACACGACACCUAACCGACUCAGUCAUUCCAGUAGUCUGACUAGUUUUGAAAACCUUGAUGAAGGUAGCAAUAUAGAUUCAUCAAGCAAGUACGUGCCAAAAUUUUUGCCAGAGGAACGUGCCGUGAUUGAAGACUUGUUGCGAAAGGUGAUGACGGCUGGUGAAAAGCCAGCUCGUGCAUUGCACCUGGGAGUCGGAAAGGACAUGGAUGACGAUGAUAUCGAUACGGUUGACCUUGGUACAUCGUCACUCAAUGCCGUAAUGGCGGCUGGGUCGAUUCCUGUUGAUCCAAAUACUGGCGAAUUUUCUUCGAGCCAUUGGGAGGCUAUUGCUGCAAAGCGAAAAUAUGGGUUCAUGCCAUUGGAUCAGACGUUAAGGGCGUCCCAUGCAAUUUCGAAGCACACUGGUGCUCAGAAAUCGUACUUUGAUGCAACCCCAGUAUUUUUGGAUGCUUUGCUGACAAUUGCCGACAACUUGUUUCGAGUACCAAGGGAGCACCGCACUGAUGAAUUUCGUCGACAGUUGAAGCUUCUCGAGUCGGAAGCAUUGCCUUCUAAUUCGAUCUAUCUUCCAUUGCAAGAUUCAAAUCAUCGAGUAUGGAGAAUCGUCGCUGACGAAUCUAUCGCUAUUAGCACAAAGGAACGGGUUCCCUGCAUCAUAUGUAUGGAGGUUGUAGACUACGAGGCAAAGCCCACGAAAAAAAAGACCGAGGUCCUUCACACAGCCUUGCCAGACCUGACUCAUCCUGGCAGUGAGAAAGAGUUGAUUCAUCGAUGGCGUUUUGGCUAUCGGGAUCCCCAUCGACGAGACACCGCUUUGCGAAAGUUUGCUUAUCAGAUGAAGAACUCGAUGCAAAAAAUUCAUUUGAAUCAAAUGAAAGCCUCCGUGAAGAAUAGAAUUGAGAAACUCAAAGACACAAAAAAGGACUUGCAAGGCUUCUUUCCAAUCCAAGUUCCACACUCUUUUGAUGAAGACGAGGAAGAUGUGCGACCUUCAUCACCAGAGCUUCACACCAGAGACCCAUUGCGGAGCACGGAUAUUGAAAGAGGCGAGACGAAAGGGACUGCUACUUCAAAACCAAGGAGUGUAGAGGGUUCCCCGCAAUCAAAGAAAGCCACCAUGGCGAUAAGCCCAACAACACCAGAACACGACAAACCAUUAGCUCCAACGAUGGGGCAAUGGGAAUCACCACAAAUUAGUCGAGUGGUCGACAUGACUCCAAUGUCAAACGAUGCCUUCAUUCCUUUUGACUUACGGGACGCAUCCUAUCAGCAAGAAUACCUAGACAAUGUCAGAAUACAACCAAACUUUGGAUCAAUUGAUUUCAACCAAGCUGCAGAUAUCGAAUCUGGCGCAGACGAAGAAAAAGAUUCAUCUAACAACCCAAAAAGAACACCACCAGUCGUCUUCAAGGAGAAUUGGAAGGAUAAAGAAGAAAGAAUACGAAUGGCUUCAGCCUAUGGAUCUCAUCCAGGUUGGAGAUUACUUCCAAUCCUUGUGAAAGCCAAUGAUGAUCUUCGUCAAGAACAACUUGCUUCCCAACUCAUCUACAAAAUCUCAGCGAUCUUGGCUCGGGAGCAAGUUCCUGUUUGGUUAUGCCCUUACGAGAUUGUCGCUCUAACUGAAGGAGGAGGAUUGAUUGAAGCGAUACCAGAUACCAUAUCAAUAUCUUCAUUGAAGAAAAAUGAUCAUCACUUCACUAGUCUGAAUGGUUUCUUCAACAGCUUCUUCGAGGAUCCAGAUCAAUUGGCUGAUGCUCAAGCAAACUUCUGCGAAAGUCUAGCUGCAUAUUCAAUAGUAUGUUUCCUCCUCCAAAUCAAGGAUCGCCACAACGGAAAUAUCCUUCUGGACAACAAGGGUCAUUUGAUCCACAUUGACUUUGGCUUCUUUUUCCUCUCUUCCCCAGGAAAGAAUACUGGGUUUGAAGGAGCACCUUUCAAGCUGACUCGAGAAUUUGUGGAUGUGAUGGGUGGACCAGAUUCUCGUCUGUUCCGAAUUUUCAGGAUGCUUUGCUACCGAUCGUUUAUUGCGCUGAGGAGACAUUGCAUGGAGAUAAUUCUGUUGGUGGAGAUGUUGAAGAAAGGAAAUGAAAAUUUACCGUGCUUCAGAGGAAGACCUGAUGAUGCUAUAAAGGAACUGAGAGAUAGAUUUAGGUUGGAUUUGAAUGACAGGGCAUGCUUGGAGUAUGUUAAUGCCCUAGUCGACGAAAGUCUAGAGAAUUGGAGGACAAAUUGGUAUGAUCGAUAUCAGCGCUACUGUGUUGGCGUGUUAUAG
Cylindrotheca closterium is the source of this 2514-nucleotide messenger RNA. The record is from the annotation of a GenBank genome assembly. NCBI's taxonomy places the organism in Eukaryota, Bacillariophyta, Bacillariophyceae, Bacillariales, Bacillariaceae.